This is a messenger RNA of Sphaerulina musiva SO2202, 1839 nucleotides long. Its product is annotated as endonuclease/exonuclease/phosphatase family protein. Gene Ontology annotation, molecular function: catalytic activity. The transcript is spliced from 2 exons. The coding region runs from base 1 to 1839 and encodes 612 amino acids. NCBI's taxonomy places the organism in Eukaryota, Fungi, Ascomycota, Dothideomycetes, Mycosphaerellales, Mycosphaerellaceae. The record is from RefSeq and is a predicted model, not a curated record.
AUGUUCUCUCUCCGCACAUUCAGCGCGGUCGCUGCACUGUGCGCAACUGCUACCAGCCAGCAGGUCAACCCUACCAUUUCCCAGAUCAACGGCAAUAAAUUCCUCUCGCCAUUCAACGGCCAGAAUGUAACUGGAGUGCGCGGACUGGUGACCGCCAAGGGACCGCAAGGCUUCUGGAUUCGGUCUACUACACCCGACAGCGAUGCCAGCACAUCCGAGUCGAUUUAUGUCUUUGGCACUGAAGGGCUCGCCAAUGCCACCGUGGGCAACGUCGUCUCUCUCAAUGGCAGAGUGACCGAGUUCCGUACCAAUGCAGCCUAUAUCUUUCUGACCGAGAUUGACCGCCCAACCGACAUUACCACCAUUUCCACUGGUAACGCCGUGGUUCCUCUGGUCAUUGGACAAGGAGGCCUCAAUCCGCCUACCGAGCAAUUCAGUUCGCUUGACAAUGGCGACGUCUUCGCCGCACCCAACAAUCAAAGCUUGAUUUCUGUUGCCAAUCCAACUUUAGACCCUAGUCAAUAUGGAAUCGAUUUUUGGGAGAGCUUGAGCGGAGAGCUCGUGACCAUCCGUGGACCACGCGCUCUCAGUAGACCAAACAGCUUCAACGACACCUGGGUGGUUGGGGAGUGGAAUACGACAGGCGAAAAUCUUCGCGGAGGCCUGACCAUGAGCGAUCGUGAUGCAAACCCCGAAGCCAUUCUCAUCGGCAGCCCACUCGAUGGCACGACAAACCCCUCGACGACUCUCCUGGGUGAUUCUCUCGAAGAGAUCACUGGUGUGGUCACUCAGGGCUUUGGCUUCUACAGAAUUCUCCCCACUACCAUGAUCCGAACCGUCUCGUCGAGAAGUCCUGCUGUGCCACCGCCUACCACUCUGGAGUCCAGCGGGUCCUGUGAUGGUAUCACUGUAGGCCAAUACAAUGUCGAGAACCUCCAGCCCGCUUCCGACAAUCUCCAAGCCAUCGCCUCCCACAUCGUGGAGUACUUGAAAACCCCGGAUCUCCUCUUCCUCCAAGAGGUCCAAGACAACAACGGCGCAGUGAACGACGCUGUUGUCUCCGCAGACAUCACACUGACCACUCUCCGCGACGCCAUCAACACCCUCUCCUCCAGCACCAACUACAGCUUCGUCGACCUCCCCCCCGUAGACGACCAAAACGGCGGCCAGCCCGGCGGCAACAUUCGCACCGCAUAUCUCUACAAAGCCGACCGCAUCCGUCUCGUCAACGGCACCGCAGGCUCCAGCACGCAAGCCAACGAAGUCCUCCCCGGGCCCUCCCUCCGCUACAACCCAGGCGUCAUCGAUCCCACCAACGCCGCCUGGGACGCCUCCCGCAGACCCCUGGCAGCACACUGGGAAACGGUAGGAAGCGAGGGCACAUUUUUCACCUUCAACAACCACUGGACGUCCAAAGGCGGAAGUUCCUCUCUCCAUGGCGACGCGCGCCCGCCCGUCAACAACGGCAUCACGCAACGCGUCGCCCAAGCACAAGUCCUCGGCUCUUUCAUCCGUUCCAUUCUCGACGCGGACGCGAAUGCAAACGUCAUGUCUGCGGGCGAUUAUAACGAAUUUAGCCCCGUGCAGCCUUUGCGGACGUUUACGUCGGUGUCGGGAUUGCGGGAGUUGGAUGAGGCGUUGGGGUUGCCUGAGACGGAGAAGUAUUCGUAUUUGUUUGAUAUGAAUACGCAGGCCCUGGAUCACAUGUUUGUGAGUCCACGAUUGGCUACGAGUGCGGGGAGUGCGUCGGAGCAUGUACAUGUGAAUACGUGGACGACGGUGGAUGCGCAGGCGAGUGAUCAUGAUCCGAGUGUGAGUCGGUUUGAUGUGUGUCGAUAG